GACGGCUCCUUCCCCACCUUUUGUUUCUCCAGUUCGAUUCGCCUGAGCCUCACCCAUCACCCAUCACUCGUUCAUUGACGUCGUCGACCUGAAGCUACAGCCAUGGCAUUGUCUAAGCAGCUCGAAAAGCAGCUCAAGGAACUUCGCGAUCAUCCCGACAACAAGAAGUGCUUUGACUGCGGUGCCAAGAAUACCAUCUAUGUCAACAUUACGGCUGGCACGUUCGUCUGCGAAUCGUGCGCCGGCAUGCUGCGCGAUUUCAGCCAGCGCCUCAAAUCACUCACGAUGGCCAAGUUCUCGGCCGAGGAAGUCCAGCAGCUCUGUCAUCAGGGCAACGGCGCCAUGCGCGCGGUCUGGCUAGGCAGGUAUUCGGCGCGCGACUUUCCCGAGCCAGAGCAGAAGGACACGGAGCGCAUCCGACAGUUUAUGGACCUCAAGUACACAAAGAGGAAGUACUACCUUCCCCCAGGCGAAGCUCCCGUAGCGCAAAUCUCACAGCAACUUGCCAAUACCCACGUGUCAUCGUUGCCGGGCCCCGGCGGACUCCGGCUGCCGUCCGCGGAUGCCGUCGCUGCUGCCGCUGGUCCCUCACACAUCACCGCCCCUGCCGAGCACCUUCUCGGCUCCAACUUGCCGCCAAUCGUGAUUCAGAGCAAAUCCUCCGCCGGAAGCACUGCUUCGCAAUCGCAAAGUUUGUUUGGCUCGUCCGAUCCGUUUGGUGCCGCCGCACCCCCUGCUGCUGCUGCUGCUGCCGCGCGACCUGCUGCGGCUCCUGCCAAGCCCCAGCAACAAGAUUUGCUUGCUGAUGUUUUCGGCUCUGGUCCCGCGGCGCCGUCCAAACCCAACGGUCCUGCCGCCAAUGGAUGGAAUACCGAUUUUGGUGCGUUCACAGCGUCCGGUCCCGCUCAAACUGCUAAAGCCCCGGCAGCGUCAGCUCCGCCGGCAGCCGACAAGUAUUCAGCCCUCAAAGAUUUGAUCGGCUCGACCACGUAUGAUUCGCCCUCUUCUGCACCUGCCGCUGCACCGAAUGCGUUUGGUGGUGCUCCCAAUGCCUUUGGUGGUGCUCCCAAUGCUUUUGGCGGCGCUGCUCCUAACGCUUUCGGCGCUGCUCCCAAUGCUUUUGGUGGUGCUCCCAAUGCUUUUGGUGGUGCUCCCAAUGCUUUCGGCGCUGCUCCCAAUGCUUUCGGCGGUGCUCCUAACGCUUUUGGCGCUGCUCCUAAUGCUUUUGGCGCUCCUAAUGCUUUCGGCGGUGCUGCCACUGCUGCUCCCAACGCAUUUGGCGCUCCCAAUGCAUUCGGAGCUGCUCCCAACGCCUUUGGUGGAGCCGCUGCUGCCCCGAACGCCUUUGGCGCGCCGAACGCUUUUGGCGGUGCUCCUAACGCUUUUGGCGGCGCUCCUAACGCUUUUGGUGGUGCUCCCAACGCUUUCGGGGCACCGGUGGCUGCUGGCGGUCCCAAUGCGUUUGGCGCUGCCCCGAAUGCGUUUGGCGCUCCUGCUGGCAACGUGUUUGGCUCCCCGGCUGCUCCUGCCAACCCUUACGGUGCUCCUGCGGCCGCCCCAGGGAACCCGUACGCUCAGAAUAUCUUUGGCGCUCCUGGUCCUGCUGCUGGCAAUCCGUACGCCGCCACACCUGCCGCCGCUGCCAACCCCUACGGUGCUGCCCCUGCUGCCGCUGCCAAUCCCUUCGCCUCCUUUGGUGCAGAGCCUGCCAAGCCCGCCGCUGCCUCAAAUGCAUUCGGCGACCUUUCUCCAUUUGCAGGCAAGCCCGCAAGCACUUUUGGCGCCCCCGCCGGUGGUGCUGCUGCCAAUCCUUUCGGCGCCCCCGCUGCCGCCUCCAAUCCGUUUGCUAACACUGCUGCUGCAAGCCGCCCCAGCAACGCAAACCCAUUUGGCCUUUAAACAGACGUUGUUCUGCAACUGUUUGGAUGCACUCCAUUGUUGAUUUUGUUGGCUUUUGUUGUUUUCUCUUUCCCUCUCUCUCUCCCUCUCGGUUUGGUGUCUCUGUGUUGACCAUUUGUCUGAUGCAGUCGCGUUGAAUAUGACUCUUGAAGCCCCCCAAGCCGCAAUCCAC
Messenger RNA from Capsaspora owczarzaki ATCC 30864, 2071 nucleotides. RefSeq lists its product as hypothetical. Gene Ontology annotation, molecular function: GTPase activator activity. The coding region runs from base 103 to 1899 and encodes 598 amino acids. The transcript is spliced from 5 exons. The record is from RefSeq and is a predicted model, not a curated record. NCBI's taxonomy places the organism in Eukaryota, Filasterea, Ministeriida, Capsasporidae.